AUGCGGUUCCGCCAUUUUAACUUCCUGCUUCGAAAGAACAACAGCGAUACACACGGUGUUCGUAGUCAGAACGCCGUAUCGUGUAACUUACUUUAAGGGUUUAUUAUUUGUGAUUUUUUUUUCCUCACAGGAACCAAAUCAACCACUAGUCUUUAGUUUUCUGACAGCUGGUGUUAGUUAGUCUCAGUCGGGGAGCCGCAAUGCCGAGCCAGCCGCUGCGUGUAGCGGUUGUUUGCUCGAGCAACCAGAACCGCAGUAUGGAAGCGCACAAUAUCCUCAGCAAACGUGGAUUUGAUGUGCGAUCAUUUGGGACUGGGUCUCAUGUGAAGCUACCUGGUCCAUCCCCGGAUAAACCUAAUGUGUAUGACUUCAAAACAACUUAUGAACAGAUGUACAACGACUUGGUCCGAAAGGACAAGGAACUAUAUACACAGAAUGGGAUCUUGCACAUGCUGGACCGCAACAAGCGCAUCAAAGCAAAGCCCGAGCGUUUUCAGCUGUGCAAGGAUAAAUUCGACCUGGUCAUCACCUGUGAAGAGCGAGUCUAUGAUCAAGUCCUGGAGGAUUUGAAUUCAAGGGAGCAGGAGACAUUACAACCAGUUCAUGUAAUCAAUGUAGAUAUUCAGGAUAACCACGAGGAGGCCACUUUAGGAGCCUUCCUCAUCUGUGAGCUGUGUCAGUGUAUCCAGCACACAGACGACAUGGAGAAUGAAAUCGACGAGCUCCUACAGGAGUUUGAAGACAAGAGCAACAGGCCUUUUCUCCACACCGUCUGCUUCUACUGAUACGUGAAACAUGUUUGCAAUAAACACACACCCAGACCCCAAGCAAUCAAACAAUAGAAUAUGGACAAGCAGGCUGUUUAUUCUACAGAUGGUCGGUGCACAUCUGUGUAUCUGCACAUGAGUUCAAUGCUUUGGGUCAGGACCUAAAGAUUGAGAACUAUUGGAAGUAAUGGUUAUUCCUCUCUGCAGAGGAUGGACUUGCUGCUGUCAUUAUGCCUUUAUUCCUCUAAAUCAGGGUUAGGCCGCGGUCCUCCCCUCAUUCCUGUCAGAUGAAAUAACUCGACCAUAUCUCCUCAGGGAGAGCCAUGACACAAACCUCCCCCCUACAAGCCCCUCUUUAUUUUAUUUUUAGUACAGCACAUUUGUGCUAAUUUGAUUCAUUUUGAAUUGCAUUUUUGUUUAAUAUGAUGGUUUUAAUUUUGGUAUGAGAAAGUGUACAUGUGUUUACACACAGGAGAAUUGAUUAACUUGUACAUGUUUGUGCAGCAGUGUGUUGUAGAUGAGUCUGAGUUAAGUUAAAGAGGUUGGGCUAGUAAUGAAAAACCAAACAAAGACAUCUCAGAAGUGCUCCUCCAGUGUAUUUCAAAUAUAAUGUACUGGUUUAUAUUUAAACUGCUGUCUUUCAGGCCAUAGUAUUUUUUUGUAAAUGUUUAAAAAUUGAAGCAUUAUAAUUAUUUUCAAACGGCAAGUUCAUCUCUUGAGUGCCUGAUUUUUCUGUAUGUGUAUAUAUAUAUAUAUAUAUAUAUAUAUGAAUCUACUAAAGGAGAAAUCUAAGACCUUU
Girardinichthys multiradiatus is the source of this 1566-nucleotide messenger RNA. It is a transcript of the gene ssu72, whose product is annotated as SSU72 homolog, RNA polymerase II CTD phosphatase. Gene Ontology annotation, molecular function: RNA polymerase II CTD heptapeptide repeat phosphatase activity. The transcript has 5 exons. Gene Ontology annotation, biological process: termination of RNA polymerase II transcription. The record is from RefSeq and is a predicted model, not a curated record. Gene Ontology annotation, cellular component: nucleus; mRNA cleavage and polyadenylation specificity factor complex. The coding region runs from base 201 to 785 and encodes 194 amino acids. Lineage: Eukaryota; Metazoa; Chordata; Actinopteri; Cyprinodontiformes; Goodeidae.